AUGACUGUCUCAAGAUUCACGCCGGCGGCCGGUAGUGCCGCCGGAACCCUCCUACUUCUCAUAUUCCUCCACCUUUCUCCGCCGUGCCUCGCAAUCCGCUCCUUCCCGGAGACGGGCUCCUCCGUCGCCGCCCGAUUCGGAUUUUCCGAGGCGCCGGAGUACCGGAACGGCGCCGGCUGCCCGGCGGCGUCCUCCUCCGCGUGCGACCCGUCCCUGAUCCACGUGGCGAUGACCCUCGACUCGGAGUACCUCCGCGGCUCGUUGGCGGCUGUCCACUCCGUCCUCCGCCACGCCUCCUGCCCGGAGCGGGUCUUCCUCCACUUCAUCGCGGCGGAGUUCGAUCCGGCCAGCCCCCGGGUCCUGACCCGACUCGUCCGAUCCGUCUUCCCAUCCCUCCGAUUCCAAGUCUACAUAUUCCGCGAGGACCGGGUCAUAAACCUGAUAUCCUCGUCGAUCCGACCCGCUUUAGAAAACCCGCUCAACUACGCCCGGAACUAUCUCGGCGACAUGCUCGACCCGUGCGUGACCCGAGUCAUAUACCUCGACUCGGACCUCGUCCUCGUCGAUGACGUGGCAAAGCUCUGGCGGGUCGAGCUGUCCGGUAACCGGGUCAUCGGGGCGCCCGAGUACUGCCAGGCGAACUUCACCAGCUACUUCACGGAGAAAUUCUGGUCCGACCCGGAACUGACCCGGGAGGCAUUCGGGUCUCGGAGCCGGAGCCCCUGCUACUUCAACACGGGUGUGAUGGUGAUGGAUCUGGGUCGGUGGAGGGAGGGGCAUUUUCGGGAAAAGAUAGAGAAUUGGAUGGAACUGCAGAGAAGGAACCGGAUGUACGAGCUGGGGUCGCUGCCGCCUUUUUUGCUGGUUUUCGGUGGUGACGUGGAGCCAAUCGGGCACAGGUGGAACCAGCACGGUCUCGGAGGGGAUAACGUGGCAGGAUCCUGUAGGGCGCUGCACCCGGGUCCAGUGAGCCUGCUGCACUGGAGCGGGAAGGGUAAGCCGUGGGUGAGGCUGGAUGAGGGGAGGCCGUGUCCGUUGGAUCACCUUUGGGAGCCGUACGAUUUGCAUAAAGGGCAGGAUCGUAAUUUGGUGUUAUCAGGGGGUUUGGUAGAGUAUGCAAGUUAUAUCUUUUGA
Striga hermonthica is the source of this 1134-nucleotide messenger RNA. NCBI's taxonomy places the organism in Eukaryota, Viridiplantae, Streptophyta, Magnoliopsida, Lamiales, Orobanchaceae. The record is from the annotation of a GenBank genome assembly.